GUCUUGCUGAAGUUCAACCGCACGCCGGAACUGAAACCGUACGUGGUGCUUCAUACUGUGCUGGAUCCAUCUUUGCCGUGGGAGACAACGGUUGUGGUUUGGACUGAUGCGGGCAUACACUUCGUGGGUGACAUGCGCCCGCUCGUCCACGAUUUGCUGCGAGAUUCAGACGUAGCAGCGACGAGGACUCCCAUGAAUGAGGGCGACUUCUCGAAGCGGGAUGCCUUUGUACUACUGGAUGCGGAUGUUCCGAGCAUCAUGGAGACCAAUCAGAUUGCAACCGGUAUCAUCCUGGUUCGGAAGACACGCUUAGCAGUUUCCUUUCUGGAGAGGUGGCUAGCAGCAUGUGAGGACCGACGAAUCAUGACCGAGGAACCUUCCGUACUGGGAUAUCCAGAGUAUCCAUCUUUCAGGAACAACAACGACGACCAAACUGCUUUCUCGUUGCUUUUCAAGCUGCACGGUUUCCGAGCCUUUUCCGUCCAGGAGCGUGAUGCAGUAGUGUACACAGGCCGGAAUCUUGCGAAGUUUGUCAAGGCUUCUAACGACUUCGCCUUAGGUGUGACAUCCGAACGCGACGCGUAUCUACAGGCCGCUGACGCUGCGGCCAACCAACCCUCACCGAGCUCAGCUGUCACCUAA
This is a messenger RNA of Symbiodinium pilosum, 642 nucleotides long. The record is from the annotation of a GenBank genome assembly. NCBI's taxonomy places the organism in Eukaryota, Dinophyceae, Suessiales, Symbiodiniaceae.